This is a messenger RNA of Somion occarium, 1139 nucleotides long. The record is from the annotation of a GenBank genome assembly. NCBI's taxonomy places the organism in Eukaryota, Fungi, Basidiomycota, Agaricomycetes, Polyporales, Cerrenaceae.
ACUGGUACUGUACAAGCACCGCUUUCGACUGUUCCACCAUCUCUCGCUUACCCUCUGGCCAUCCUCCAAAGACCCAAUUCUACGAUGAGCAAUUUAGAAAAGACUCUGUUUCAACUGAAGUUCACGGCAAAGACUCUCAGUCGUCAAGCUAAGAAAGCACAGAAAGACGAGAAUGCCGAGAAAUCACGCCUGAAGAAGGCACUUCAGCAGGGUAACACCGAUGGCGCAAGGAUAUAUGCUGCGAAUUCUAUCAGGAAGAAGAGCGAGGCUCUGAAUCUGUUACGCCUCUCGAGCCGUGUCGAUGCCGUCGCUAGUCGAGUCGAGACUGCUGUUACGAUGCGACAAGUUACGGGGAGCAUGACUUCGGUAGUCAAAGGAAUGGAUAAGGCCAUGGAGAAUAUGAACUUGGAGAGGAUAUCGCUUGUAAUGGACAAAUUCGAGUCACAAUUCUCCGAUCUCGACGUGCAGACGUCGUACAUGGAGGAGACGAUGUCUAACACGACCGCAGUGUCAACACCACAAGACGAGGUGGACGCACUCAUGAAGCGAACUGCAGAGGAGGCGAACAUAGAACUGGAGCAUGAUCUGGCGGCCAAAGAUCUUGCCCGUGUUCCAGACCUUACUCAGAAGGAGAAGGUUGGUGAAGAAGAUGACAAGUUGGCUGCACGUCUAAGGGCCUUGAGGCCGGCAACUUGAAUGCACUCCUUUUUUCGCUGUACAUGUAAUGUCUUUUCUCGUUACGCUCUGUCUGGAUGAUGAUGAUAUCACUGUAGAUGUAUUGAUACAAUAGGCCGGUCUUUCCAUCGUUGGAUUAUAUUGCUACUGUUUUGCUGCAACCCAUGCUCAUCGGUUCCAUGACCUAGCCAGGGUGUAAAUUCGACAUGCCAUUUGACUGUCUUUUUGCCACAACUACUCAUCCGAGUGCUUCCACGUCUUUCGCAAACCCGGGCAUAGUAGAAUCGCUUUCAGUUCAGGCGGGGGAACCGCGCAUUAUCUCACAGGGUAUGGCGAAUGUACUUCUAGAAUCGCUUACGCCAGCGUUCCACAGUUUCAACUCCGACUUGACUCGUGUAUAUACAGUAGGUGUGUCCUCCGGUUUUCUCAGUCUAAUAGUCUUCAUUUGUGUCGACUGCACCGUU